Molecule: messenger RNA, 765 nt
Organism: Cucurbitaria berberidis CBS 394.84
Lineage: Eukaryota; Fungi; Ascomycota; Dothideomycetes; Pleosporales; Cucurbitariaceae
Exons: 2
Coding region: 1-765 (254 amino acids)
Biological process (GO): chromosome segregation
Cellular component (GO): Ndc80 complex
Source: RefSeq, a predicted model, not a curated record
AUGACAACCUUUGAGCCCUCCCUCAGCACCACGAUGCGCCUCUCUCCGCACGAUGCGCCGUCCAUGGCCGACCAGCUACCUUCGAUCAACUUUGGCUUCGACGACCUACGCAGCCGCAUGAAUCAAUUCACUGCGCGCUUUGAUGCUUUCAUCGAAAAUGGGAGGCGACGAGUGCUAGAAGAACGCAACCAGUUUCGCAUGAAUGUUGCAGAGCUUCAUGAGGACCAGCGCAUGAGAAGGCGCGACAUUGAGAUCCUCGAACUCAAACAAACCCAGCACUCGCAAACCGUCUCCAAAGAAUCUCAAGAAACUAGCGAGAUGCAAGAAGCCAUCUCUGCCUUGACCCUACAACGCGACGAGCGCCUCGCCCACCGCGACACCCUACGCGCCCAAAUUGCUGAAGUUCAAAAGAGCAUCUCAGCGCGCCGCGAAGCCCAACUCAAGCACCGCCGCUAUCUCGACGGCCAGUCGCGGUACAACGAGCCAGAGCUGGACUUUUGGGAAAGCUAUCUCGGAAUGAGAAUUGAGGGGCUAGGUAAAGAUGAUAGGCUCAAGUUCGUGUAUACGAAUGUGGAUGAGCGCGAGUGGGAUCGGGAGGCGUGGUUUGAGCUAGACACUUCUGAACGCGACUACAAGGUGCUAGAAGUGCGGCCAAAAGUAGAGAGGGAAGAGAUCGAUAGGGUCAUCGAGCGACUGAACGAGACGAGGGAUCUUGCGAGCUUCUUGAAGGGUAUGCGAGAGCUGUUUGUAGGAGCUUGCAAGUAG